UGCUGACUUAAAUGCAACAACGGUGUAUUUCCGGUUGACAAAUCGCUUCUGCCAUACACUUUGCCUUACAUCCCGUGCAGAAACUAACAAUAAAUGAAUGGAAACCGUUAUUACCAAGUAUCUAAAAAGUACACGAAGUUCUCUGUCAACUUCAAAUUGUGUUGAUCAACAAUUUAGUAUUGUGUACUGGAGUUUUUCUCACCUGUUUAUUUAAUACACCGGGUCUUUUAGCCUCGCAGACUGUCAGCAUGGUUGACACUAGUGGCAACCUUUCAGAUUCACCCUAUGACAACAUUCCUCCAACUCAAAUCCAACGACAGCACUUUUAUGCUUUGUAUACUUUCCACUCGACCAGGUCCAAACCUCGGAAGUGUCAAGAGAAAAGUGAAGCUUCAGUAGAGGACCAAGAGAAGGGUGAUGAUGAUAUUGAAGAACUAAGUCUUUCUAUUGUAGCUACAGAUUUAAAUGCAGGGAUUGAAAUUGAGUUGCGGAAGUGUUUGGUACAGCGUUUAUCGAAAGGUGUUGACUGCAUUGGUAGCGGAAAUGUUGUUAGCUUAACUUCUAGUGAAAAUUCAGAUUUUCCAUCAGUCUGCUAUUAUUGUCUAUGGAAAUCUGAUUCAAAUCCUGCCUGCAAAAGUACACCGGUGCUACCCCCAUCACCAAAAUCUCGGACAACAUCUACUGGAGAUUAUUUAGUAUGUUUCCUGUUUAGUCAAGAAGAUUCACUUGAACACUUUCGUGUUGAUCUUGAUGAUUAUAGUGGAGGUGUUCUACAAUACCUUGAUGCUGAGAUUACCAAAGUGACAGACAAAAACAGCAAGUUGAGUCAGAUUGACACUUGUGUGAAAGACUACCUUGAAGCCUGGCCAGUGAUUGCUAUGGACUAUUUAUGUCGGUGCAUAGAUGUUUUACAUGACAGCAUCCAUCACUUGAUUUAUUGUGCAUUACUUGGAAUACAGCUGGAAAUCAAUGGAGGUUCUGAACAACUGAAGAAAGAUAUACAAAAAUUUAUUAGGAGUUGUACACUUGAUGGUAUCAGUAACCUUCAUAGUAGCUGUAAUAUGUCUUCCAGUGGAGACAGCUGGCAGACUUUGGAUGUUCAACCAGUUGUGCAUACAGGUACAUCCACUGCUAACUACCCAGCCAAAGGGGAAAAAGAAAGCAGUAAGACAAUCUGUCUGACUAUUGAUCAAGGAAAAAAUUUCAAAUUUGAACCAGAUGAAAGCUGCAGGUUUUGUAAAGAUUGGGCUGAGAAACUUAUUAACAGUGACCGACACAAUGCAUUGUGUCUCAAAGUAACUAUUGAUUCAUACAAGCUCCAGUGUAUACAAGAUAUAAAUACUUUAAAUAGAUUCCUAAAACUUGCCGAAAAUGACCAUUAUGCUUUAUAUAGGGCUUAUAUGUUUCUCAAAUAUUCUGGCUAUACAAACAUCCUCUUGAAAUACUGCCAGUUGUUAGACUUGAAAUCAGAUGACAAAGAUGCUCUCGCAGUUCUGAAAGAAUUCAUUCAAGAAACUGAGGAAAUGUCUCAAACUAUGUCGUGAAAAAGGGAAAAGAAUGAACGAAAAAACCUGAAAACUCCAAAU
Messenger RNA from Octopus bimaculoides (California two-spot octopus), 1586 nucleotides. RefSeq names its product protein Njmu-R1. Gene Ontology annotation, cellular component: trans-Golgi network. NCBI's taxonomy places the organism in Eukaryota, Metazoa, Mollusca, Cephalopoda, Octopoda, Octopodidae. The record is from RefSeq and is a predicted model, not a curated record.